Messenger RNA from Musa acuminata AAA Group (dessert banana), 4005 nucleotides. Its product is annotated as LOB domain-containing protein 4-like. Lineage: Eukaryota; Viridiplantae; Streptophyta; Magnoliopsida; Zingiberales; Musaceae. The record is from RefSeq and is a predicted model, not a curated record. The transcript is spliced from 6 exons. The coding region runs from base 3257 to 3817 and encodes 186 amino acids.
GAACCGGAAAUCCACCGGGGCCCAUCGGUAUGGGAUGUCCUGUUUCUUCCGAGGCAUGGUUCAGGAGCUUCUAUUUCUUCUGCGUUUCCCCAAAUCUGGGCCCCUCCUGUGGCGUCAUAUCAAACCCUGAAUCCUGCCUCUGACCUUACAGUUGAGCCCUAAAUGGACACUGUUCCGAUGACCGCAGGCCCCUCCUCCACCUUCUUCACAGGGAAAUCCCCGAUGAUGAAGAGAGGCGCGGCGGGCCGUGGGCGGCUCCUAAGGUCCGAGCGUCCACUCCUCCGGCGCCGGCCUCGGUUGGUGCUUCCCGGGGCUCGGACAUCAACCCGCCGGGCCGCGCCCGGUGCUGCAGUCCUUCGCCUUCGGGCUCAUGGUCCGCCUCGGCUGCCUUCAGUUUUCUCCUCGCCAUAUUCGACCGCACCUGGGUCUCUUGGGACCCUAAUCGCUCUCAAUUGAUCGCUGAAUGGAGUACAGGAGAAAUAAACAUUGCCUAUAACCGAGGAUCAUUCAUUCGAUCCAUGAUAUCUUACCUUUUGACAUCCCAAGUAUCAGCUUAUGGAUGGAAUUGCUCUAUAUGUUACACCAGAUACUAUCAUGAAGGGAAGUGUUGCUGGGCUCUUUGAUGUUUACUAUGGGUCUUAAGCUGCUGAAGACGGUAGCAGAAGACUGGGAGAUCAUAUCAAUAUUGAUGCUUUAAAUGCAAUCCAAAGCAGAGCCGCAAAGAGUUGGGUAUCUGAUAAACCUUAUAACAAAGAUAAUUGCUUAUCUGAGAUCAGUAAGCUUUUAGUUGAUUCCAGAAGCUUGAGAUUAAUCAACAUGAUGCCAUUUUCAUGGUGGAUUAGUUGAACAUCUUGGAACCGGAAGGGAUUUUCAUCGCUGCAUACUUUACUAUUUUUUGUUUACCCGUAUGAUACAUUGUCGCGAGUAUAUCUGCAAAAUUAAUUUCAAUUUAAUUUUUUAGCUGCGAUAUAUAUUUGCAGGAUAAAUCAGAUUGAUCCAGCAAUUGUAUUGGCGAACCAUGAGAGGCCUCCAUUUUACUGUUUUCUCGAAGCUCCAUGGUUCAACUUCACCAGAGACAGGGAUUAGAUUACCAGUUACAACAUAUGUAUCCCUCAAAAUUACAGGCAUGUAAACAUCAUCAAUAACAAUAUAAACUCAUUGAGCUAUCGGCAAUUCUCCAGGCUUCUUCGACACAUUAUAUCCAGUUCUAUUUCCAGAAAAUUUCAUCCUACAAAUGAGAUGGCAGACUGUGGCUGACAGACCUCAGAUUAUUUUAAGUUCAUGCAACUUGAUGAUGGAGCCCGGAGACAGUUUGUAAAGGCCAUCAUUUUCUACUAUUUCAGAGAUACAUGUUAUGAUUCAACUCCCCACGCAUCUCUUCCUUCUUGCAAUCGGCAUCAACCAUGGCGAACUCUUAACAGAGAUUUGGAGGAAGAAGAUGGCGAGAACUUCAGACUUAAGCUUGGAUUAGGAGGCAGCCCCGAGGGAACAAACAAAGGAAUCUCUAAUUAUAUGUGUUCAUGCUGGAAGAGCUGCUUCCGAGUCUCGAUUACUUCUACUUCAGCCCCAUCACUGCGCAUGCUUCACCCCCCUCACGCAAGCUCUGCUUUUCCAUGGCAAAAGUAGCAGCACCUUUUGCUGCACAGCUUGUUGUCCAUUGAGAGCUUUUUACCUGACAAGAAGACCUGAUAAGACUGGUUUUAUUCACUCCAUGCUCGAGUUCUCCCCAUCUCUGAGACAGCCUGCAACAGGAAAAUCAUUGUCGUCCAUGGAUGACACACUCACGCAUAGCCUUCUGAGAGUAAAGAAACAACUUAGAUCGAGUUGAACCAUCAGUUACAAGUUCUGAAAUAUCAUGGGGAAAACCCUUCUUUCUUGCUAGCCAUUGUCCUUCUACACUGCAACUUACUCCAUUGGCAUAUCAGAGUUCAGACAACUUGUAGUCGUUCAGUCAUAUGGGGAAUGCAUCCAAUGACAAGAGGAAGAAGAACAGACUGUUAUUGUUCAGUCCUAGGGAGUACUCUGAUGUGAUCCUUUUCUGCUUGCCUAUUUACACAAGACACAUGAGAGCCUGACAAUUUUACCCAAAGCCGCCUGCCUCUGCUUGGCUUCAGUCCACUGAAAGCUUUUUUGCACCUUAUGACAGCCAUUCUGCUGUUGUUUGAUCACGUGUCAGUCGUAGGGUAAUGCCAGGCAGGGACAGUGGAGAGGGCCCCAUGUGGAUGAGAAUCUAAUUAAGCUUCUCAUGUUAAUUAAGACCAUUGAUGCAUGAUGGUCUUCCAAACAAAUUAACUCACCUUUGAAAAAGAAGAUUCUUCAAAACCCAGAUAGCUCAAGCAAGUCAAAGGAGGAUUGUUGCAGUGGAGGUCUCACUCGAUGGAUCUCUCUUCCAGUGUGCUCCUCCAAAAUCUACAUCAUCAUUCCUGUCUUAUACUGAAAGAACUGGGAGGGAAAGAGUAACAGUAAAUAGCAUGGGUAUAUAUGAACAGGAAGUAGAUGUAUGAGAGAGACUCUGCGGAAAUUGCCUGGCUUGGCUCUUCUCUCGUGCCCCAUCAUCUCAAGAUGUCACUAAAUAGUUUGAUGUGCCUCUGUCGCUGUUCAAAGUGUGACCUUUUCUUCACAGUGUUGGCAUGAGAAGUCACUGUUUUCUACGGCAGGAAUGAGGUUAAAGUAUGCAUGGUUUUGGUAGUGUUAGGGCAUGCAGAACUAAGCAUGAUGGUGAUGACGAGGCCAUCGCUCGCUUUGCUACAUUUGAAUCCCGAGAUAGCCACACGGAGUACAAGGCUCCAUGGCGGCCACUCUCUCUCUCUCUACGCGUACUAAUCUGCAACUGUGACCUCGAAAGCCCAGACAAGGGCACGAGAAGCGACAAGGAAACAUGGUCGAAGAUAAGAUCCAAGAGUUAAAAUCUCUUCUUCACCAUGGACGCACACACACACACAUUGACUGUGGAUACCGUAAACAAACAUCUUGUCAACCGAGAUGUUCUUGCCUUGCCAAAUCUGCACGACUUCGCCCCCCAGUGGGGCCUCUCUGAGAAUAUCCUCACGCUUCAAAUACCCACACCGUCUCCGCCUCCGUCACACUCACCAUUCCCCUCUACCUUUACUGUCUCCUUGUUCGUCCUCCUCCUCAUCGCUCGCCUUUUCUCUUCCCCCAAAGGAUUGCGACAUGGGCGCUAAAAGUUAGGCUGCUGGGCUUGUGGAGAGGAGGCCGAAGGUCGCCCAACUCAGCUCGGAAAGCGGUGUGCGCAAGGAUGAAGGAGGUGGCUAGGAAGCACAACACGGUUUCGCCAUGCGCAGCAUGCAAGCUCCUCAGGCGGCGGUGCACGCAGGAUUGCAUCUUUGCUCCUCACUUCCCUGCCGACGAGCCCCACAAGUUCGCCAACGUGCACAAGGUGUUCGGCGCCAGCAACGUUAGCAAGCUCUUGCAGGAGAUAGCAGUGCAGCACCGAGGAGACGCAGUGAGCAGCCUGGUGUACGAGGCCAACGCCCGGGUGCGCGACCCAGUGUACGGGUGCGUCGCCGCCAUCUCCACCCUCCAUCGCCAAAUCCAGGCACUCCAGGCGCAGCUGGCGAUGGCACAAGCACAAAUGGUGCACUUGCGGAUGAGCCACGCCGCCUCCCUCGCCCACGCUGGCCUUGGCCACAGCCCCAUGGGCGCAGGGAGCACCAGCACGGGCUCUUCCUCCAUGUCCCCCACUCACAACCAGCUGAUGGAGCCUGACACCGUCAAUGCCAAGCCAGUCUUCGCCCUGGACAUGGUGGUGCUGGACCAGACUAACCUGGGAUCAGAACCACCAAUUUGGUCAUUUUAGCACCAUCAGCCAGUGCUGUUCUCGUGUCUUAUAAAGAUAGCUUUUGAUAUCUAGAUGGCAAUAUUGCAGCUCUUUUUCUUUUGGAUACAGACUCUGCAUGUGAUGCAGACAUCGUCUUAUAACAAGAAUUGAAGUGCUUGUGUGUAGAACUGUACUGUUGUUGUCAUUUACUCCUAACAUAAUGUCUA